This is a messenger RNA of Zea mays, 2007 nucleotides long. RefSeq lists its product as uncharacterized. Lineage: Eukaryota; Viridiplantae; Streptophyta; Magnoliopsida; Poales; Poaceae. The coding region runs from base 597 to 1799 and encodes 400 amino acids. The record is from RefSeq and is marked provisional. The transcript has 5 exons. Gene Ontology annotation, molecular function: minor groove of adenine-thymine-rich DNA binding.
UGUACAUGCUCGCUCUUCCUCUUGGAGUCUUGGGACCGCCCCCUCCCCUCUUCCGAGGUCCGAGCCUGAUCCCUCCUUCCUUCCGUCAGCGCACAUCUCUAGGGUUUUAGCGCCCCAUUUCCGCAACGCCAUUCCCGAUCGGAUCGCCCCCUUCCCACCCGCCGCCGACCAGAUCCCGGCGCGAGUGCUACCCAACCCUCCGGCGCCGCCACCCUUAGUCUCAGAGGGUCGGUCUCCACCGAAAGCUUCGCACAAAUCCCCUCCGUUUGUCGGUGCCAUUUGUUGCAAAGAUUGUGUUUUCCUCCUCAUCCGUGCCUCGCGUUCCAUUUCUGCCGUCCCCGAAAAUGCCACCGCUUUGUUGAGAUCUCUCGUUUCUCGAUCUGAUCUCGCCUCGGUAUGGCGUGAGAGUUCCUAGGGGAGGGCAAAAUCGUCGGAGUUGAGAUUCUUGCGUCCAUUUGCUAGUCUCAAUACCGAGCAUCCGAUCUCGAACAGUGAGACAAAGUAGCGACCUUUGUGCCGUUCCUUGUAACUGAGCUUGCCCCCGCCUGCGUAUCGGUGGGUGACGGCGAGCUCUACGGCGCUGCCCAUUCCUAUGAAUGGACGGGAGGGAGUCCACGGUGGCGUCGGGGCCCAACUUCUCAUCGUUCUACACGCAGCACCGGGGCAUCGGGGCGCCGGGUGUCCCCGGCCACUCGGCGGUGCUCCAUGACCCGCCGCCCGCCGGGUACCGGCAGCAUCUUGAUGCUGUCUCUGCUGGGUACGCAUUCCAGACCCCGCAGGUUGGGGGUUCCCACAUUGGACAGGGGUACCACCAUGUCGAGGCCUCACCCCAUGUGGCGCAAUACAGCUCCGGUGGCGGCACCAGCUCCGGCGGUGAUAUGGACAUUGGCAUGGGUUCGGCUGUGUGCACCAAUGUUAAGGGGGAGCUGGGGAGCGGGCCUGCCCAAGAUGAGCAGGUGAAGAAGAAGCGGGGUAGGCCAAGGAAGUAUAAGCCUGAUGGGGCGGUGACUCUCGGGUUAUCACCCUCUUCAUCAUUAACACCUCACUCGGCCAGCUUGGGGAUGGGAACCAUGAUUAGUGCUCCAGGUUCUGGAUUUGGGUCGGAGGGAUCAGGGGCUUCAGGCUUGGGUGCGCCAUCAGAGAAGCGUGGCAGGGGGCGGCCACCUGGCUCUGGAAAGAUGCAACAGUUGGCUUCGCUUGGAAAGUGGUUUCUUGGCUCUGUUGGAACUGGUUUUACUCCUCAUGUGAUUAUUAUUCAGCCAGGAGAGGACGUUGCUGCCAGAAUAAUGGCCUUCUCACAACAAGGCCCAAGGGCAGUGUGCAUCAUUUCAGCAACUGGAGCUGUUUCUGCAGCAACCCUUCACCAGGAUUCAGAAUCUGGCAGUGUGGUUACAUAUGAGGGUCGGUUUGAGAUCCUGUGCCUUUCUGGGUCAUACUUGGUGGUAGAUGAAGGUGGCGGCGCACGGACCCGAAGUGGAGGGCUUUGCAUAGCUUUGUGUGGUCCUGACAACAGGGUUAUUGGUGGGAGUGUAGGUGGAGUCCUGAUGGCAGCUGGAGCGGUUCAGGUGAUAGUGGGGAGCUUCAUGUACGGAGGAGGUUCAAAGAAGAACAAGGUGAAAGCCGAGUUGGACGCGGAGCCUGAGGAGGCGAACGCCGGCGACCAAGAGGUGGCACUUGCGGAGCACAGCAGCAUGGCCCCUCAUCCUGCCAUGAGUGGUGGUGGCGGGUGGGCAUCUGGCAUGAUGAGGCAGAUGGAGUCGAGAACUCCCAACAUCGAUAUCAACUCCAUCCGCGAGUAGUUUGCCUGUUUGGUUGGGUGGAUGAGGAAGGCUCCUCCUCCUUGGAUGCACACAGCACAGCGGCAUGCAUAUGUUUGGUUGUAGGCGUUGCUAUGUUUUAGGACUCCAGAGUAUAUUGUGAUGUGAUGUUGUACUUGGAUGUUGUUGUAUAAGAUCAUGGGAACGCUUGGUCGUGUUAUUAUGUUAAUAAAAAUAUAUAAUGGAUGGU